Molecule: messenger RNA, 3711 nt
Organism: Cheilinus undulatus (humphead wrasse)
Lineage: Eukaryota; Metazoa; Chordata; Actinopteri; Labriformes; Labridae
Gene: klhl5
Product: kelch-like family member 5
Exons: 13
Coding region: 175-2526 (783 amino acids)
Molecular function (GO): protein binding
Source: RefSeq, a predicted model, not a curated record
CUCUCUCUCUCUUCAUCCCUCUGUCUAUCUGCUCCUCUUAUUCCGCUCACUCCCUCUAGUCGCGGUUAACGGGCGUGCGGUUGCCAGGAGAGACGCGUGUGCUACACCGUGUACAGCUUUAACGGCAGAGCGGCACGGGCUCUCCCCCGCCAUUUCCUCGUGUCGAGCCGUGGAAUGUCGAGCAGCGGCUCGGGCUCUUCCUCGCGGAAGGAGUUCGAUGUGAAGCAGAUCCUCAGGAUCCGAUGGAGGUGGUUUGGUCACCCCGCGGUUCCUCCGCCUCACUCCCCGCCGCUGGGAGACUACUUUGCCGGGAGGGGAGCGGGAGGCAGCUCCGGAGACGGACCUUCAGUUAGCGGUAGUAGCAACUCGAAUUCAACCAACGUAACGCCCAGCUCCGGGAGUCAUAGCGGUUUAGUGGCCAGCGGCAGCGCCGGGUCUAACCUGUGUAACGGUAGCAACAGAAAGUUUGCUGAUCCGACUGGAGGGAGUCGGGGCGGUCCAAGAGGCGCGGCAGCGGGAGCAACGGGCAGCUCCUGUCCCCGCUCCUUCAGCCAGCCGGAGUGUAGGAGCUCCGCAGCGGCGCUGUCUUGGGUCUCCCCGCCGCCACACCGUCGCUCCCGGCCGGUGACGAGCAUGGAGCUCCCCGUCGAGGCUCCGGUGGCUCAGCCUUUGCCCGAACCCUCCGCUCAGGUCGGGGCUGAUGAGGAGGCGGCACCAGCAGCGUCGGGCACCGAGGAGAUUAACCACCCGGAAACUGACUCUAGCUCCUGCAGGACGUCGAACAGCAGCGCCACACUGUCCUCGUGUGUGUCCAUGGAGCCCUGUGCGUGUCCAGAGGAGUCUAUGUUCACGGCUAUGUCCCACGCAGAUGUCACCUUCUCCAAGAUGGAGGGCUACCUGAGGUCUCGACAGCUGUGUGAUGUUGUGCUGGUGGCUGGAGAGAGGCGGAUACCUGCGCACAGGCUCGUCCUCUCAUCAGUGUCCGACUACUUUGCAGCCAUGUUUACCAGUGAUGUCAGGGAGGCCAAGCAGGAUGAGGUGAAAAUGGAAGGAGUAGACCCUGAUGCAUUGUGGGUCCUGGUGCAGUAUGCAUACACAGGCCGGCUUGAGUUGAGGGAGGACACCAUCGAGUCUCUGCUGUCAGCGUCUUGUCUUCUCCAGUUGACAUCUGUGGUUCAGGCAUGCUGCUCGUUCCUCAUGAAGCAGCUCCACCCUUCUAACUGUCUGGGUAUCCGCUCCUAUGCUGAUGCUCAGGGCUGCCAUGACCUGCAGCGGGCUGCUCACGCCUACACUAUGGAACACUUCCUAGAUGUUGUUGGAGGCCAGGAGUUCCUGCUUCUCCCGAUGGAAGAGAUGGAGAGGCUGCUGACGUCUGAAGAUGUAAAUGUGCCUGACGAGGAAACCGUGGUCACAUCUUUGCUAACGUGGGUCGGACAUGAUGCUGCCACACGGCAACGUCACUUACCAAGGCUGAUGUCUCACGUUAGACUGCCAUUGCUGCAGCCACAGUUCCUGGCAGACCUUGAGUCAAACCCUCUGCUGCGGGACAGUAUCGAGUGCCAGCGGCUGCUGAUGGAGGGGAUGAAGUAUCACCUCUUGCCCCAACGGCGGCCUCUGCUUCAAAGCCCCCGUACCCGGCCCAGAAAGGCCACUGUAGGGGCCAUGUUUGCUGUAGGGGGGAUGGACGCAACAAAAGGAGCGACCAGCAUCGAGCAGUACUGUCUGCGUAGGGACACCUGGAGGCAGGUGGCCACCAUGAGUGGACGUAGACUUCAGUUUGGUGUAGCUGUCCUUGACGGUCGUCUUUAUGUGGUGGGAGGUCGAGAUGGACUCAAAACCCUCAACACUGUGGAGUGUUACAACCCACACAGUAAGACCUGGAGCGUCAUGCCUCCCAUGUCCACGCACAGGCAUGGCUUAGGUGUAGCUGUCCUAGAGGGGCCCAUGUACGCUGUGGGAGGACAUGAUGGUUGGAGCUACCUCAGUACUGUGGAAAGAUGGGACCCCCAAGCUCGCCAAUGGAGCUUUGUUGCAAGCAUGGCUACACCCAGAAGCACAGUGGGAGUUGCGGUACUGAAUGGAAAGUUAUAUGCUGUAGGGGGUCGUGAUGGCUCGUCCUGUCUUCGAUCAGUGGAGUGUUUCGACCCACACACCAACAGGUGGAGUGGCUGUGCUCCGAUGGCCAAAAGGCGUGGAGGUGUGGGUGUGGCCACAUGGCAUGGCUUCCUGUAUGCCAUUGGAGGUCAUGAUGCUCCAGCCUCAUCACUUGCAUCUCGACUAAGUGACUGUGUGGAAAGGUACGACCCUCAGACAGAUGUGUGGACAGCAGUCGCCCCCAUGAGUAUCAGCAGAGAUGCUGUUGGUGUUUGCCUCCUCGGGGACCGCCUUUAUGCUGUUGGUGGAUAUGACGGGCAGGUCUAUCUCAAUACUGUUGAAGCUUACGACCCCCAGACAAAUGAAUGGACACAGGUGGCACCUCUGUGCGUGGGCAGAGCAGGGGCAUGCGUGGUGGCUGUCAGACUGUGAAAACAACAACAUUCAGUGGAGGACUUUCAGGAUUUUGCUCAGAGACCCCGGUCUUUGCCUCCCCUGAUGUACAACCCAUCUACCUGCCAGUGUGAGCUCAACGCCAGGAAGUGAGAGAUUGAUCACUGAACACACUUUAGUGGAGGCAUAUUUUACUCUCUGUACAGCAGUCUAAAUUUCAUUUCAAUGUUUAGGGUUUGCUUAGGGUUGUGCUGUGUGAUGGGUUUCUUGACAGAGUUUUCACAUUCAAACUUCUUGAUAACCUCUCCUGUUGAAAUGAACCAUCACAGACACCCACGAUGAAGAAGAUACUGCAGUGUUUGUGUGAGCAUGACAGAACAGCUGUCUCCCAGUUUUUUUUUUCACCUUGCCUAUUAUUUUGUUCCCGUAGACAGCAUGGGACACACAUACUCACACACAAACAUAGGAGGCUGCUUUCAGCUUCUAUUUCUGUCUAUAAAAAAGAGAGAGAGAGACUGUCAGACAGUUGAGAUGCCUCAUCAUUUUACACUUUUCCUAACAUUAACUGAUGGUGUGGUUUGAUGCUAUUUUAAUAUAGUCCCCAUUAUUUUCUGCCGCAGUCUGCCAGCACUCUGCUCUCUCUUUCCUACUCCUUCCCUCUGACAGAUUAAAGAAAGACUUUUGACAUAAUCAGCACAACCUCAUGAACAGCAGUGUAAUAAGAAACUGAUGCUUUUUAUUCUUCUCAGACAAAACAUUACGCGCUUUCUAAUAUUUUAUGUCUUCUGUGUUGCAUCAGCUCACAUCUGAGGCAUACACAGUGUCUGUGAAGUGCAGGCUUUUUUAGGUCUUUAGUAAAUUUUUCAACUUUUCCUCAAACUUUCCCUUUUAUCUUUUGUUGUUACUUUGUAUUUUUCAAAUUAUUCACAUGAUUUAGCUUUCAUAUGGUAUGCAGUCUGAGUAAUAGAAACCACAAAUGUUCCUUUUUGUUGAUCUCUGUAGGCAGACUUGUUUUAUCCCCUACAGAGCAAAGUCUCACCUACUUUACAGUGCCUAAAAAAAAUAUUCACCCCCUUGGAUGUUCUACCCUUUUAUUGAGUUUAUUAAUCAAUCCUGGUCAAUCUAUUUUUUUUUAUACAAAAAAAAUGUACUAAAAAGAUCUUAAAUGUCAAAGUGAAAACAGAUUUCUACAAUGUAAUGUCAAUUAAAUAGAAAUAUGUAAUA